AUGACCUCACGCAGUCACGUCGUCAAGCGAGUCGGCGGGGCCAGGGAUUGGCUGGCUGAGGCUCAGCGGCACUUCAAAGCCGGCGAGGGAGCUACAAUUGUGGUGGAAUGGGCGGAACUGAUCAUUGUAUUGCACACCUCUAAAAAAAACACUGCCUCUGAUUUAUCAAUAUAAAAAAGAUCCUCUGAGAGGAGGGCACUUUUGUGUGAUGGCAACUUCACUUCUAGGGGAGGAACCGCGGGUAGGCUCCACGCCGCUGGCCAUGCUCGCCGCGACCUGCAACAAGAUCGGCAGCCCCAGCCCCUCGCCGUCCGCCCUCUCGGACAGCGCGUCCUCUUUCGGCAAAGGCUUCCACCCCUGGAAACGCUCCUCCUCCUCCUCCUCGUCCUCGGCGGGCAGCUGCGGCGCCGUGGGCUCCGGCCUCCCGGGCUUCGGCGUGGCGGGCGCGGCGCGCAACGGCUCCUCGGCGGCGGCGGCGGCGGCAGCGGCGGCGGCGGCCGCCCUCGUCUCGGACUCGUUCAGCUGCGGCGGCUCGCCGGGCUCCAGCGCCUUCUCCCUCACCUCCAGCAGCGCGGCGGCCGCCAGCUCGCCCUUCGCCAACGACUACUCGGUCUUCCAGGCGCCGGGCAGCGCCGGCGGCGGAGGCGGCGGCGGGGGCGCGGCGGGGCAGGAGGCGGCGGCGCACCAGCCCGUCUUCAUCUCCAAGGUGCACACGUCGGUGGAGGGGCUGCAGGGCAUCUACCCGCGGGUGGGCAUGGCGCACCCCUACGAGUCCUGGUUCAAGCCCUCGCACCCGGGGCUGGCCGCCGGCGAGGUGGGCUCGGCGGGCGCCUCCAGCUGGUGGGACGUGGGCGCCGGCUGGAUCGACGUGCAGAGCCCCAACGGGGCCACCGCGCUGCCCGGCUCGCUGCACCCGGCGGCCGGCGGGCUCCAGACCUCGCUCCACUCGCCGCUGGGCGGCUACAACUCGGAUUACUCGGGCCUGGGCCACUCGGCCUUCAGCAGCGGCGCCUCCUCGCACCUCCUCAGCCCCGCCGGGCAGCACCUCAUGGACGGAUUUAAGCCGGUGCUGCCCGGCUCCUACCCGGACUCGGCCCCCUCGCCGCUGGCCGGCGCCGGGGGCUCCAUGCUGGGCGGCGGCCCCGCCGCGCCGCUGGCCGCCUCGCCGCGCUCCUCCGCCCGCCGCUACUCGGGCCGCGCCACCUGCGACUGCCCCAACUGCCAGGAGGCCGAGCGGCUGGGGCCGGCGGGGGCCAGCCUGCGGCGCAAGGGGCUGCACAGCUGCCACAUCCCCGGCUGCGGCAAGGUCUACGGCAAGACCUCGCACCUGAAGGCGCACCUGCGCUGGCACACGGGCGAGCGGCCCUUCGUCUGCAACUGGCUCUUCUGCGGCAAGCGCUUCACCCGCUCCGACGAGCUGCAGCGGCACCUGCGGACCCACACGGGCGAGAAGCGCUUCGCCUGCCCCGUCUGCAACAAGCGUUUCAUGCGCAGCGACCACCUCAGCAAGCACGUCAAGACCCACAGCGGCCCCGGCGGCGCCGGCGGCCCCGGCGGCGGCGGCCCCGGCGGCGGCCCCGGCCCCGGCGGCAAGAAGGGCAGCGACACCGACAGCGAGCACAGCGCGGCCGGCAGCCCGCCCUGCCACUCCCCGGAGCUGCUGCCGCCCCCCGAGCCCGGCCACCGCAACGGCCUGGAGUGA
Gavia stellata (red-throated loon) is the source of this 1702-nucleotide messenger RNA. RefSeq names its product Sp8 transcription factor (gene SP8). The transcript has 2 exons. Gene Ontology annotation, molecular function: RNA polymerase II cis-regulatory region sequence-specific DNA binding; DNA-binding transcription factor activity, RNA polymerase II-specific. Gene Ontology annotation, biological process: regulation of transcription by RNA polymerase II. The record is from RefSeq and is a predicted model, not a curated record. Lineage: Eukaryota; Metazoa; Chordata; Aves; Gaviiformes; Gaviidae. The coding region runs from base 209 to 1702 and encodes 497 amino acids.